Meloidogyne enterolobii is the source of this 3130-nucleotide messenger RNA. The record is from the annotation of a GenBank genome assembly. Lineage: Eukaryota; Metazoa; Nematoda; Chromadorea; Rhabditida; Meloidogynidae.
AUGGAAAAGUUCAGAGAUUUCCCCACUCAUUCGCUCCAAGAAUUGAUGAAUAUCAGCCUCAACUUUUUCCAGAAUUACCCAUUCGAGGACAAACUGUCCACUUGGAAUGCUUUGCUUAUGGAUUGUUUUCCAAUCCCAACUUAUCGCUGGACUCGAGUUGAUGGACUCCCACUUCCUGUAGGUCGUCAUAAAUUACUUAGCUUUGGACGAAUUCUUCGUAUUGAUGGAGCAGAGAUAACCGAUUCGGGAAGAUAUCGCUGUACUGCUCAGAAUGAACUGGGAACAACUAGUGCUGAAUUAAAGCUUAUUAUUCAAGCACUUCCAGUUUUGUUUCACCCUCUAAUUGAUCAAUUAGUAGCACCAAAUUCUACAGCUUCCCUGCAUUGUCAAAUACCCGAUUCUGGAAGUGUACAAGUUGAAUGGUUUCGAAAUGGAUCUCCUCUUUCGCCUCUGCUUUUAACUGAACAAGAAAGGAAACGAUUUUUGAUCGCUGGGAAUGAACUUACAAUUGUCAAUGCUUCACCUUUUGAUUCUGGAAUGUUUCAAUGCAUUGUCUCCAAUGAUAUUGGCAGCGUUACUUCUUCAGCAUUACUUUUUGUUACUGAAUUGGCUCCUCGCUUUCAUUCAAAUGUUUUUCUUUCAAAAAUUUUUGUUGUAGAGGGAACUCAUUUAUCUAUUCCUUGCCUUGUUCAAUCCAAUCCUCCGGCAAAAACUCAUUGGAAAAAAUUAGAUGAUUCUUCAGAAGCAGAAGGUUUAAAAUUAAAUAAUUUUAUUGAUCAAUCAGUGCCUGGUCAAGAAGUUGCUUUAUUAAAUAUUGAAAAUGCUCAAGCACUUGAUUCUGGUUUAUAUGAAUGUACAGCAAUUAACAGAUUAGGAAAAGCUAGAGCAAUAAUGCGGUUGGAAAUUAUUCCACGUCCACAAAUGUCAAUACAAAUUGAAGAUUCCAAAGAAGACCAAUUUUCAAAGAAAUUUACUUGUGAAGUAGAAAUUGCUUGUCGCAGUGUUGAAGAUUGUCCUGAAGCUCUUUUUAGUUGGGAAUUUAAUGAUAAACCAGUUGAAAGUUUGACAUUUGGUAAUGGAGGACAGGAACAACACCAAACAAUUAGAAUGGGCCAAAGAGAAAAUGCUUUUAAACAAAUUGAAAAUGGAAGAAUAAAUAGAUUAGUUAAGCAACAAAGUCAACUGGAAUUACCUACAAAAUUUACGAAAGAAAAUGUUGGCCGUUUUGCUUGUAAUUCACUUUUUGGAGUAGCAACAGUGGAAGUUGAACCUUCACUUAUUUUUGUUCCUUUAAAGCUGUCGGUAGGGGAAGUACACGAUGGAAGUGUUAAAUUACUCUAUAGAAUAUUACAACCACAAACCUCGAAUGUGAAAAGGCGAGAUGGACAUUAUAAACAAAAGCCAAUAGAAAAAAUUUAUCAAUUAGAUGUUCGAACAGCCCUUGAUAGGUAUUGGAGACCAAUUAGAAGAGUAGAGCUGGACGAGAACGCUGUUAGUUCGAAUAGUUUAGAGCGUGAAAUUCUUUUGGAGAAACUUGAACCGAAUCAACUUUAUCAGUUUCGGUUGAGACCGUCCACAGAAAGAGUUCAAUAUGCAACACUUUCCGAUUGGGUGCGAACGCCUGAAGCAGUUCCUUCACAAGUUGUGCAAAACCUUCGCUUUCGAAUGCUUGACGAUCAACAUUUACUGCUAGAAUGGGAUCCAAUUGAAAGGGUGUUUCAUUCUGCUCCUCAACUUCGUUAUAAUAUUAGUUGGAAUCUCCAUGAUGGCCAACAAUUUUCUGAAUCUACAACAACUCCAAGAAUUGUCAUUAUAUUACCUUCAAAUUUAAAAAAUAAUUCUAAAGACUGUCUAAUUUUGAAUGUUAAUGUUCGCCCUUAUAAUCGAGUUGGGCCUGGAAAAGUAGCAACAAGUAAAGUUGUAAGAGCGAGUGAUAUAAAACCUCAACGUUUUGCUGUCAAUCUUCAAUUAAAUACUGUCAAUUCAACACAUUUAAAUAUUUCUUGGAAUUGGGAAGGUAUAGAUCCGUGUGAAAAUGUAUUGGGAGCUAAGAUUAUAUGCAAUGAAGAAGGAAUUACCAACAAUUUGGAUAAUUUUGGAAAUAUUAAAGAAAAGAAAGGGGACAGGCAACAAAGUAAACUUCCAAACUUUUCAAAUUCACUUCAACAAAUAUCUCAAUCUGUGCCUUCAGAAUAUAAUUUUUGGCUUUUUGGUGGUUUAUUACCUGAACGAAAUUAUUUUUGUAAAAUAAUUGCUUUUGAUCAAUAUGGAAGAAAUGGCCCAGAAAGAAUUGAAAGCUUUGGAAGAGGGAGGACAGCAGAAAAGGCACCUGAUAAAGCUCCUGAAAUUAGUUUUGUGCUGGUUAAAGAAGUUGAAGAUUUGGAUUCGGAGAUUGAUAAAGGUACAUCAUCAACAAUAAAUAAAAGAGGAUAUGCUUUAUUACUUGAUUGGAGACCUGUUCCUCUUACGUUGACAACAAUAAUAAACGGGUCUUAUUCUGCAAAAGAUGGUUCUUCUUUGACAUCCAAGAUUAGAUCAGAGAUCAGAAAAAGUGAAGAAAAUAGUAGCAGGCAGAGAGGGUACAAGAUUUUUGUUUACGUCACAGAAACUGCUGAACAACCUAUUGAAUUAACUCUUAGCGAAGCAGAACUGCACGAACCUCAAAAGCCUUCUGCUCGAAUUGAUGGUUUAAAGCCAAUGUUUUAUUAUAGCAUUCAAAUUGCAGCUUUCAAUCCUGGCGGAAUCGGACCUCUUAGCGAAAGAAUUCCUGUUCGGGUUGGUCUACACAGACAGCAACAAUUAAACGAUGAAUGGAAUGCAGGCAGUCAAAGCAAUAGAUUAAAUUUUAAUAUUUUAUUCGUAUUUUUCACUCUUGUAAUGUGUUAUUCUAUUGAGAGGAUAUUUUAAUUUAUUUUCGAACAUUUGAUAUUAUUUAAGUUUACACUUUGAAAUACUUUGAGUUUCCAUUUUGAAGUCCCUCGCGAAAUAGUGUGAGAACGUUUCCAGAGAAAUAAAGUUUAUGUUUUCAAAUUUUUGCCUUUCAAGUUUUGGCGGCCAUUAUUUUUGGCUUUCUGUUUUAAUAUUGAUUUUUGCUUUUUUUCUAUCUUUAACGUUCUCUCUAUCUGUUGAC